AUGGCAUUCAACUUCAGCUCCUCAGGCGGAGGGGGUCUCUUUGGUUCAAAUAGCAACAACAGCAACAACACCCCUUCUUCCAGCGGAACAAGUAGUGGCGGUUUAUUUGGCUCAAGCACCAACAAACCCUCCCAGCCUAGUCUGUUUGGGAACCCAUCAACAUCAACAGCAGGAGGAGCAGGAGGAGGAGGAGGAGGAACCUUCAGCUUUGGAAACUUUGGAAAGCCGGCGGCGACCACUGGCUCCGAAGCACAGAACACGACUGCCACCGCUGGGUCGACUGCCGCAACACCUAGUAUCUUCACGGGAGGAUUUGGCACCCCAGACAAGUCGGCUGCCGGCAAUCCAGCAACAACAUCUGCGCCUCCGCUGUUUGGCUCUACUACUCCUGCAACCACCAAAGCUUUCAGCUUUGGCAAUUCGACCACUCCCGCCGGCCCUCCUCCAGCCACGUCAGCAUUUGGCACGAGCACUGGUGGUCCUACAACGAACCUCUUUGGCAGCAAACCGGCUGAUGAUGGAGCAAAACCGACCCCUACCUUUGGUGGUGGCUUCAGCUUUGGAGACAAGGCGGGACAGACUCCAUUCAAGCCAGCCGAGCAGCCCAAAUCCUCUGGAUUCAGUUUCGGGGGAGCAGCAGGACAAGCCCCCUUCAAACCCGCAGAACCUAAAGCACCGUCAUUCAAUUUUGGGGGAGGACCAGGCAACAGUCCUUUCAAACCGGCAGAAUCCACAUCAACUACCGCACCCUCGGUGCCCGCCACCUCAGGCUCAGAGCAGAAGUCUGCUUUCUCGAUGCCCCCCGCCUCAGCGCCAACAACCUCGCAGCCAGCCGCUGCUCCACAAUUCGGUUUCGGCGCGUCGUCAAAGCCGCCAGAGGGACAAAAUCUGUUUGCGAAGCCGGCCACAACUGAAGCUUCAAAGUCGCCCUUCAACUUCUCGCAGCCCGCCACGACGCAGCCAUCGUCAGGAUCAUCCACCCCAGCAAUGACAGCUUCGAAGAGUAUCUUUUCGGGAAUGGGGGCGUCUGCGCCAGCAAGCACUGCUACCACCGCAAGUACUGCCGCACCUGCUCCUGCUGCUGCUGCGAAUGUGUUUUCCUUCCCUCCCACCACCGGAGCUCAACCCACCACGACCUCCGCCGCGGCACCAUCUCCCUUUUCUCUCCCAACGACCACGACUUCUCAGCCCACAACCACUUCGGCUCCAGCGCCAAGUCCUUUCAACUUCACUAAACCGACCACCACGGCUCCUUCUCAACCCGCUUCGACCGCCGCCGCGCCGGGCUCGACCCCAUUCUCUGCCUUAGGCACGACAACGACCACUUCAGGCUCGCAACCUGCUACCACGGCUGCAGCCCCCGGCUCCACUCCGUUCCAAGCAUCGACCACCGGUCCAGCUCCUCCGGCGCAGUCUCGACUCCGCAACAAAACCAUGGACGAGAUCCUCACGCGCUGGGCAACAGACAUGUCGCGCUAUUCGAAGGAGUUCAAGGAACAUGCAGAGACGAUUGCUCGUUGGGACCAACUGAUCGUGGACAACUCCUCUAAGAUCGACAAACUCUACGUCCGCACACGUACAGCCGAGCGUCAGACCGUGAGCGUGGACAUGCAACUGACGGCGGUUGAGAACUCCCAAUCUGAGCUAGAGGCAUGGUUGACAAAGUAUGAGAAUGAUGUGGACGAGAUGCUGGCCAAGGACUCUGCUGCUCCUUCCGAAUUGGGUGGACCGGAUCAAGAACGGGAGCGUACGUAUAAGCUUGCUGAGAAGUUAGGUGAGAGACUGGAUGAAAUGGAGAGAGACUUGGGCAGUAUGGUCGAGGAAGUCAACGCUGCAAAUGCAAGCUUAAGCAAGAAUGGCAAAGGAGACGAGCCGAUCACGCAAAUCGUCAAGAUCCUCAAUUCACACCUGGUUCAGCUCCAGGCUAUCGACCAGGGCACCCAGGCAUUGCAGGAGAAGGUCGCGGCGGCACAGAAGGCUGCCAGUCAACUUGGUUACUUAAACGGAUCAUCCUUGAAUGAGAGCAAUGGCGCAGCUGUGCAAGACUUCUACCGGAGUUACAUGGGAAGACGCACGUGA
Molecule: messenger RNA, 2079 nt
Organism: Cladophialophora carrionii CBS 160.54
Lineage: Eukaryota; Fungi; Ascomycota; Eurotiomycetes; Chaetothyriales; Herpotrichiellaceae
Exons: 2
Coding region: 1-2079 (692 amino acids)
Biological process (GO): protein import into nucleus; RNA export from nucleus
Cellular component (GO): nuclear pore central transport channel; nuclear pore
Molecular function (GO): phospholipid binding; structural constituent of nuclear pore
Source: RefSeq, a predicted model, not a curated record